AAGUAACACAACCUAUUUGAUGAAAAGGACAAGAAUAAGAGAAUCUAUCAAACCUAAGUCAAAAACUUUGUUAACAUAACUCAUUGGUUGUGUCACUCUUUAACACACUCAGAGGAUGUUUGUGUUGGGUGCUUCCUCCGCCGCAGCCACCUCCGCCGCCGCUACCACCGCAGCCACCAUCCCCUCUCGCAUUCUCUCUGGAACUCUUCACUCUCCUUAUUCCCUCACAACCCCCCAUAACUUCUCUUCCCAUCUCCUAUCCAAAACUUUGGUGCGGUCAUCUUCACUGCAUUUCAGGGGUGUUCCCAUCAAAGCCAUGGCGGAGACUGAUACCAUAGCAGCCUCUAAAUUUGCUUCUUCUUCCUCUGUCCCUGGGACCAAGCAAGCCUUGAUAUCAUUGUCAGAUAAGAAGGAUCUUGCAUUUGUUGGCAAUGGGCUCCAGGAAUUAGGAUACACUAUUGUUUCAACUGGAGGAACAGCUUCUGCUUUGGAGAAGGCUGGAGUAGCUGUUACUAAAGUAGAACAGCUUACUCAGUUCCCUGAAAUGCUUGAUGGUCGUGUCAAAACUUUGCACCCUAACAUACAUGGGGGUAUCCUGGCUAGAAGGGACCUAAAACAUCAUAUUGAAGCACUUAAUACACAUGGAAUUGGUACUUUUGAUGUUGUGGUGGUGAACUUGUACCCAUUUUACGAUAAAGUCACAUCAGCUGGUGGCAUUGAAUUUGAGGAUGGAAUUGAAAAUAUUGACAUUGGUGGUCCAGCCAUGAUUAGAGCUGCUGCAAAGAAUCACAAGGAUGUUUUAGUAGUGGUUGAUACAGAAGAUUACCCUGGCCUUCUGGAAUUUCUUAAAGGAAACCACGAUGAUGAAAAGUUCAGGCUAAAACUUGCAUGGAAAGCUUUUCAACAUGUUGCUUCCUAUGACUCUGCAGUAUCUGAGUGGUUGUGGAAGCAGAGUGUGGGAGAUAAAUUUCCUCCUAGCUUAACAGUGCCUCUUUCACUCAAAAGUUCUCUCCGUUAUGGUGAAAAUCCCCAUCAAAAAGCUGCGUUCUAUGUCGACAAAAAACUUUCUGAGGUUAAUGCUGGUGGAAUUGCUACAGCCAUCCAACACCAUGGAAAGGAGAUGUCAUAUAAUAACUACUUGGAUGCUGAUGCAGCUUGGAACUGUGUAUGUGAGUUUAAGAACCCCACCUGUGUAGUAGUGAAGCAUACCAAUCCUUGUGGAGUAGCAUCACGUGAUGAUAUUCUUGAAGCCUACAGACUAGCUGUUAAAGCCGAUCCUGUGAGUGCAUUUGGUGGAAUUGUAGCCUUUAACGUGGAAAUUGAUGAGGCACUUGCUAAAGAAAUUCGAGAAUUCAGAAGCCCCACAGAUGGUGAGACAAGGAUGUUUUAUGAAAUAGUAGUUGCACCCAGCUACACAGAGAAGGGACUUGAGAUUCUGCGUGGAAAGUCCAAAACUCUAAGGAUUCUUGAAGCCAAAAAGAAUGAAGCGGGAAAGCUUUCACUCAGACAGGUUGGUGGAGGUUGGUUGGCUCAGGAUUCAGAUGACUUAACCCCACAAGACAUCAAGUUCAACGUGGUCUCUGGGAAAGCUCCACAAGAUGAUGAACUUCGUGAUGCAGAGUUUGCAUGGUUGUGUGUGAAGCAUGUCAAAAGCAAUGCCAUCGUGAUAGCUAAGAACAACUGUAUGCUAGGUAUGGGAAGUGGGCAACCAAACCGUGUGGAGAGUUUGAGAAUAGCAAUGAGGAAAGCCGGAGAUGAUGUUAAAGGAGCAACCUUGGCCAGUGAUGCCUUCUUCCCAUUUGCUUGGAAAGAUGCUGUGGAAGAAGCAUGUGAAAGUGGAAUUGGUGUUAUAGCAGAACCAGGUGGGAGUAUCAGGGACCAGGAUGCCAUAGACUGUUGUAACAAGUAUGGUGUUUCACUACUCUUUACCAAUGUCAGGCACUUUAGGCACUGACUGAAUUUUGCCUUUCUACUUCAACUUUUUGUUUCUGUUAUCCAACCGGUGUUGCUCAAACUUGUGCUUCCAGUAGGUAGCACUGAAACCUGUUUCUGAAAUCAACUGAAUGUAUGAGUAAGGAUUGUUCCAUCCAAUUUACAUAGAAAAAAUAAAUUGAUAUUCUCCUACAUUUCAA
Messenger RNA from Vigna umbellata (rice bean), 2132 nucleotides. RefSeq names its product AICARFT/IMPCHase bienzyme family protein. Gene Ontology annotation, cellular component: cytosol. Gene Ontology annotation, molecular function: phosphoribosylaminoimidazolecarboxamide formyltransferase activity; IMP cyclohydrolase activity. The record is from RefSeq and is a predicted model, not a curated record. Gene Ontology annotation, biological process: 'de novo' IMP biosynthetic process. NCBI's taxonomy places the organism in Eukaryota, Viridiplantae, Streptophyta, Magnoliopsida, Fabales, Fabaceae.